GCGCAAACAGGGCAAUUUCUUUUUGAGGCAACAAAAAAAUGCCAUAAGGGAUGAGGAGGGAGGGACUCAAAAUUUUUUGCGGUCAACAAAAGCUUAUCAUCUCUCACUGUUUGUGCAAAUGUAGAUGAUCGACACGAUGGCGAUGGCGUCUACUGCUGUGCGAAAGGGUUCCACUUUAAGCUAAUUCUAGUUGGCCGGUUUUAAAAAUCAACGCAGUGGCAGCUCCCAACUAUUUUGAUUUCUGUUUAUACCCCUAUGUAUGGUUUUCUUACCAGUAGGCAGAAGUGAGCACGCUUGAUUUGUACUUGGUCGAGAGUUCCUUCAUCAGGCAUCUCUCUUGUAUAUGCCUUAUUGCCAUGGCAGAAAAAACAGCACCCCACAACCAGCAGCAGCUCCAUGUAUUCUUCUUUCCCUUCAUGUCUCCAGGCCAUCAAAUUCCCAUGCUAGAUAUGGCAAGGCUAGUCGCCACACGCGGCGUAAAAACCACCAUAGUCACCACCCCAUGCAACUUCUCCCGCUUCCAAUCCAUCAUUGACCGCGACAGACAAAGUGGUAAUGUUGACAUUAACGUUCACAUCCUCAAAUUCCCCUCUGACAUGGCUGGCUUGCCUCAAAAUUGUGAGAACCUUGACUCCCUACCAUCCAGACUCUUGUCGAACAGUUUCAGCAGAGCCGUGAUGAUGCUCCAACCGCAGGGUGAUGAUCUUGUUCAUCAAUACCAACCAGAUGCAAUCAUAUCAGAUCUAAACAUCCCGUGGACGGCCCAAAUUGCCAAAAAGUACGAUAUCCCGCGAAUAGUCUUCCACGGGACUUGUUGUUUUUCUCUUUGUGUUACGGACAGUGUCAGUAAAUACAAGCCAUAUGAGGGAGUAAGUAAUGAUUGGAUGCCUUUCUUGGUCCCGGGAUUGCCGGACCGGGUACACAUUACAAUGUCUCAGAUGCCUGGACGUUUCUUUCGCAACUUGGGUCUGCAAGAAUUUUUCAUCCAAUUCGUUGAAGCUGAACGUAACACCUAUGGAGUUGUGGCCAAUUCUGUCUAUGAGAUUGAACCAGAGUACGUAGAACACUUUAAGAAGAUAAGUGGUAAGAAGAUAUGGACGGUUGGACCGGUCUCACUAUGUAAUGAGAAGGAUGUGGACAUGGCCGAGAGAGGUAACAAAGCUUCCAUUGAUAAGGACCACUGCCUUGCAUGGCUGGAUUCAAAAGAACCAAACUCAGUGAUCUAUAUUUCUUUUGGGAGUCUCUGUGCUUUUGCUGAGUCGCAGCUUGUUGAGAUUGGUUUGGGCCUUGAAGCUUCAAAUUGUUCUUUCAUAUGGGUUAUCAAGGAUGGUUUUGGUGAUGGGCUUGCUAUUCAGGAUUUGGAGGAGAGAGUAAAGGGCCGUGGCCUUGUCAUUAGGGGUUGGGCCCCACAGCUACUGAUCCUUAACCACCUGGCGGUGGGUGGGUUCAUGACUCACUGUGGUUGGAACUCGGUGUUGGAAGCACUGAGUUCUGGUGUACCAAUGAUAACGUGGCCGCUCUUUGGGGAGCAGUUCUAUAAUGCAAAUUUCCUUUUGAGGCAGUUGAAAAUUGGUUUCGGGAUUGGUGUCGACACUGGGUUGAAGUGGGGAGAGGAGGAGCAGGCUGGAGCCUUGGUGAAGAGAAACCGUGUGGCGGCAGUUGUGUCUCGAUUGAUGGGUGGUAGUGAAUUGGUGAAAGAGAUGAGGGAGCGGGUGAGCAGAAUCAGUAAACUGGCUAGGUUGGCUAUGAGUGAAGGCGGAUCUUCUUAUGGGAAUUUUGAUCUUCUGAUUGAGGAUCUUUUAGCUCUAAAGAAGGAGAGGUUGGCAAAGGGAGAAUAGAUGAGUUGAGAAUCAACUUGUAUUUUCAGUAUUCUCAUAUGUAGAUAUUCUCCUACACGUCCUUAGAGAUGCUAACAAUAGAGUGUUGUACCAUCCUCUAUAGCUAUUAAUUAGAAAUAAUUUUUGCAGCCACACUUGUACAAUUGGAAGUCAUUUUGAUGGGUGUUUUGUUUCAUAGUAAACGUCGUAAUUCAACCUUAUUAUUUUGUAUAUAAAUCUAUGUCAUUAUAUGUUCGUAUAUCA
Molecule: messenger RNA, 2081 nt
Organism: Rhododendron vialii
Lineage: Eukaryota; Viridiplantae; Streptophyta; Magnoliopsida; Ericales; Ericaceae
Product: scopoletin glucosyltransferase-like
Exons: 2
Coding region: 357-1838 (493 amino acids)
Molecular function (GO): UDP-glycosyltransferase activity
Source: RefSeq, a predicted model, not a curated record